Austrofundulus limnaeus is the source of this 3617-nucleotide messenger RNA. RefSeq names its product ADP-ribosylation factor-binding protein GGA3. Lineage: Eukaryota; Metazoa; Chordata; Actinopteri; Cyprinodontiformes; Rivulidae. Gene Ontology annotation, molecular function: ubiquitin binding; small GTPase binding; phosphatidylinositol binding. Gene Ontology annotation, biological process: Golgi to plasma membrane transport; protein localization to cell surface; intracellular protein transport. The transcript has 17 exons. The record is from RefSeq and is a predicted model, not a curated record. The coding region runs from base 44 to 2230 and encodes 728 amino acids. Gene Ontology annotation, cellular component: trans-Golgi network.
UGCAGCACGAGUCACGCGUUGUUUCCUGUCAGAAAAUCCAAAUAUGGCGGAUGAUGGGGAGUCAUUGGAGUCUUGGCUCAACAAAGCCACCAACCCUUCCAACAGACAGGAAGACUGGGAAUAUAUAUUGGGAUUCUGUGACCAAAUCAAUAAAGAGCUAGAAGGUCCCCAAAUAUCUGUAAGAUUAUUGGCACACAAGAUCCAGUCCCCUCAGGAAUGGGAGGCGAUGCAAGCAUUAACGGUUCUCGAGGCUUGUAUGAAAAACUGUGGGCGAAGGUUUCACAAUGAAGUUGGAAAGUUCAAGUUUUUAAAUGAGUUAAUAAAGGUGGUUUCACCUAAAUACCUUGGAGACAGAGUAUCAGAGAAAGUGAAGAGUAAGGUGAUAGAGAUGUUGUAUACUUGGACAGUAUCUCUACCAGAAGAAGCAAAGAUUUGUGAAGCGUAUCAGAUGCUGAAGUCACAAGGCAUCGUUGUUGUAGACCCAGAUGUCUCUCUUGAUGCYACAUUAAUACCCUCACCUUCUCCGCGACCCAAGAAUCCUGUUUUUGAUGAUGAAACAAAGAGCAAAAGAUUAGCAGAACUUCUGAAAAGCAAAAAGCCUGAAGAUCUUCAAGAGGCGAAUCGCCUCAUUAAGAACAUGGUGAAGGAGGAUGAGGUGAGAUCACAAAGAGCAGCAAAACAGAAAAGCACUCUGGAGGCAGUCAACAACAGCGUGAAACUCCUUAAUGAGAUGCUUAUUCACUUCAGCCCAGAGAGCUCCUCUGAAGGAGAUAAGGAGCUUAUUCAGGAGUUGUGCAGCGACUGUGACAAGCUAAGGCAAACAGUAUUUAAGCUGGCUACAGAGACUGAGGAUGAUGACAGCAGCUUGGGAGAGAUCUUGCAGGCCAAUGACGACCUGUCUCACGUCAUUAAUUCCUAUAAGACAAUUGUAGAAGGACGCGGCAUCAGRGGAGACACUGAAGCAGCACAAGGAAUCCAAACAUCAGUCAGACAAGGCACUGAAAGCAGGAACCAGUCUGAGAUUCUUAUUGACCUGGUGGGCCUUGAUAGUCCUUCUCCACCUGAGCACAAACCUCUGGCGUCUUCUCUACCUUUUCCGGGUGACCUACUUUCUGGAUCAACGGCCACCGAGUCUCCGUCUAAGAGUGUCGGAGCGCCGUCUGCAGCACUUUCACUGCUGGAUGAGGAGCUGCUGUGUUUAGGUCUUAAUGAGCCUGGCGCUGCAGCUAGUGAAUCAACACAAGGAAAUCAGAGCAAUCACUUGCCAUCUUCACAGGAUUCCAGUCAAGAUUUGGAUCUUUUUGASACCAGUUUGUCUACGCUUCAAGCACUUUCGACACCGUCACUUUUUCAAGAUGUCCGCUCUACAACAGUAGCCUCAGUUAGUCCCAACAAAACCACUACAGCUGCCUCGGCCUCGAGCUUCCCCGGGCUGGUGUUUUCCUCACCGCUCAGUUCGGCGCUGAACACCACGGCCUCGGCUGCUGCUCCUCAGUCACUCGGCUCUUCACCUGCUCUGUCAGCUGCCCGCCAACACGUCCCCUUUCCCGGAGUCCUCCAGUCUGCAUCGUCCUCUCUCAGUCACAACUUCCAGGACCUCGCCAUGCUGGAUCUGGGCAGUAAUGAUAUUCUUGGCGGGACCCCCAUCAGCUCUGCCUCAAUUUUGACAGCAGGAGUCCAAGGAUGGUCCCCCCCUCCAGCUGUCAAGAGUCAGGCAGAUGACAGUCCUCUGUUACGCUCGCUGUCCCCGAUUCUUCCCAUGAGCCAAGCAAGUCCAAGCAGAGGAGACGAGGCGUCUCUGGCUGGUCUCUUUGUCCCUUUGGAAGCAAUCAAACCAAGUAAAGUCUUACCUGUGACCYCUUAUGACAAGAAUGGUGUUCGUGUUCUGCUCACCUUCGCCACGGACUGUCCACCAGGCAGGCCUGAUGUUCUAGUGAUGGUGGCGUCGAUGCUCAACACGGCCCCUCAGCCUGUGAGGAACAUAGUCCUGCAGGCGGCUGUGCCCCGGACAAUGAAGGUGAAGCUGCAGCCGCCCUCAGGAACAGAGCUGGCUCCUUUUAAUCCACUUCUUCCCCCUCCUUCCGUCACUCAGAUCAUGCUGCUCGCCAAUCCUCUCAAGGAAAAGGUUCGGAUGAGAUACAAACUGAUGUUCACUCUGGGAGAGCAGCUGUUCACGGAGGUGGGGGAGGUGAACGAAUUCCCCCCUGCUGAUCAGUGGGGGGCUCUUUAAUUCUGUUUACAGCUUCCUUAGAGCUUCUUUUUUAAUUCAGUGUGUCGCUGCUCUGCAAACAUUAAAGUUUGAAUAUUUAAAACUUAGGAAUCUUGAAUUUAUGGACCAAUGAAGGAGACAUGAAACUUUUACCAGAGGAACACAAAUCAUGUGAGCUGGUUUUGUGUGGAGGAGGGUUUGUUGCUUUCAUUUUAUUAUUUAUCUACUUCUGAACAAAGUGAAGUGGGCGACCUACAGUCUGAGCAAAUCAAAAUGGCAAAUUUAGGGAGACUGAGCCCAUACUAAAGGAGGUCAAUUAUCCAUCGCUAAUGAAAGACACUCAUGUAUUAGUUUUUGAGGAGUCAGUUUACUUCUUCCAUGUUUGCUUAGGUUUUUUAAAAAUAAACUCAUACAGCUUCUCCAUAGUUGUUUUAGAGUUUCAGGUAUUAUCAUGGAUGUAAUAUUUAUUUUGGUUUGUGAAAGAAAGUGUUGGAACUGUUAACUUACUGUUAUUGCAACUGUGUUCUUUCUUCUUCUGUUUAAUUUUAGCACUCAUGUUUACCAUUCCUAAAGGAAUAGUUUGGCUGUUUUUUUGAAGUGGUUUUCUGUUUAAAAAGUUAUAAAUAAUAAUAUGUUUACAUGUUGUAGUUGGCUUCUUGAGCAACCUCAGUUUGAAGAAACAGAGUUGACAGAUCUGAUGAGCUAACGGCUAGUCUGAAUGCAGCCAUGACCAGGGCGGGCUGCMGUUUAAAACGAUUCAUUCACAGCUCUGUUUUGGAUUGUAUUGACAAGCUUAAAACGUUUUGUUCAAAAGGACCUAUUUCCAAAGUGGAUUGCUGAAAUAAUUUUUGCAACACAUGCAAAUGCUCUUAUUUAAACCUUUUUACUCCAGCAGACUCUUUGUCCAAAGUGAGAUUGUGUAAAGAGCUAUCUACAUUAAAAUAUGAAAACGUACACAGAAAACUGUCUUCAGAAGGCCCAAACUCAUCACCAGAUAUUCAGAUAUGUACAAAAAAGACACAUUAUUGUGGAACCCAGAAGAUCGGUGUUUAUGGACAGCAUUUAUAAUAAAGACACAACUUUGUCCCAGAGACAAUGGUCCUGUCAGAGGAUGAGGUUCAAACGGUUACAAACUGAAUAACGGUAUUUAUUUAAAUAUAUAUUGUACAUUUGUUCUGCUCCUGGUGUUAGAUGUGGAAAAUGAACUGAAGUAGAUUUCUUUAAGCCAAGUGUAAAUGUUUUACUACUGUGGGAGUUUGUUUUAACCUUAACAUCUUUCCUUUUUUUUUUUUUUUACUUUUAGGAAAAUAAAGUUCUUAAGUGGUAAAACAAAUUAUUACAUUAAGUUUGUCUUUCUGAGGGUGUUAGCAUUACAUGAAAGGUUCUCUACAGGAUUCUUACAAAAGUA